AAAGCCCUACACGAUAGCUUGACAUUUGUGACUAAAAUACACAUGUAGUCGUUUCUUAAAUUUCUUUGGCAUACGAUCGUCAAAAGUGGUACUGACUUUAGCAUGAAGGUUUGGGGAGUUACAUGCAAAGUUUGGAUAAUUACUUUAUGGGCACUUUUGUUGUCACUGGUGAAAAACUUUGACCAAAAUUUCGGAAGUAAAGCCGAUUCGCCGUCGGUAGUGACAUUCCACGAAGCGUCAAGUCGCUUCUGGCCCGCACCAGAUCCAAAUCGGUUUGGCAUUGCGUCUAACCUUAACCGGGGUGCUGGAGAAAGUCAGGGUAAACUCUCCAAAACCCAACCGUCGAGUUUCAAGACGAAAGAUGGGCGUCCCGCUGCCGUCUUUGACGAUGUUUUGGAGUACAAGACGCAGAUGGUUUUACAUGACUACCUUCAUUUGGCAGGUGAUUGGAGGUUUCACAACUACAAUGGUCCAGAUGAGAACAGAAAUGGAAGAAGUUCAAGUGGGAUCCCGUGGAUGGCAUCAUUUGACACAGAUACUUUUGGUAAAUCCCAGACGGGCAGACAUAUCCUUAGUCUUGUGAGGAGUCUAGCUCAACCCAGGAAAGGAAUGGAUGACGACGGCGACUAUGAACCUUACAAAGUUGUCUGUAACAUCCUGAGAAGAGGUGAUAUCAUCUUUCCUCAUCGAGAUGCUCAUCGUAAUGAGACAGAGUUCACCGUUUUGCUGUACUUGAAUCAGUUGUGGAGGAAGAACGAUUACGGAGAAUUACUGUUGCUUGAUGAGGGUGAUGUGUUUGCCACCGUGGGCCCCAAGUUCAAUAGGGUUGUUGUGUGGGAUAGCUCUAUCGACUACCUGACAAGGCCACCAGGCAUGGCAUUUAAACAGUCCCAGUUCUUCCUGAUGGUACAUUACACAAGGAAUCACACCAAGGCGUUGCACUACAAGGGAGCUAGACUGCAGAGCAUUGCGGAACGGAAGCAGGCUACAGCUGAGUUAUUCUCCUCGAUGAACCAGCCUGUCAGUGAGACUAUGGAUGUGGGGAGUCAUGUCACCAUGAAAUACCAGGCCAAAAAUGGCAAGAAGAUCUUUGUGUUUGAUGAUCUCUUUAGCACGGAGGAUCUUGAUAAGCUGAGAUCGUUCACAGUUCGUCAUGGUCAUUACUUCUUUGAUGACAGCAUAGACACAGACAGUGAUAACGUGCAGUGGAUAGCUGCUUUCAACAUCGAUGACUAUGUUCGCAGCAGAAUGUGGAACAUCACCAGACGGGUUGCAAGAUAUGUCUCAGGAACAGACAAAUGGUUCCCCUACGACAUUGCCUGCAAUGUCAUCCGAUCUUAUGACCACACCCGAAUCCAUGAAGACUGCGAGAAGCAAGAAGAUGAGUGGACUUUCCUGCUGUAUCUGACCCCAAACUGGACGGCCAACUACUACGGCGAGACGGUGUUUCGAGAAAAUAACCGAGACGAUUCAGAAUACGUUGCCAGUGUGGUUCCACAAUACGGUCGUGUUGUUAUCUUCCAAGGAAUCAUUCCUCACUCGGCCAGACCUCCCAGUACUCUCUUCAAAGGAGCAAGGUUGAGUUUUGCUGUUAAGCUUUCUGCAACUCCUUGGCUGGCCAGGGUCAAGAUGCUGAAGCAGGAAUUUGCUCAUGAGGAAAGCAUGCAUCAGUCCGUUUUGUCUAUCAUGAAAUACUACAAUGAUGCGAGCUUUGAGGCACGAUACAAGAAACAACUCAUUGGCACAGCUCAAGAAAUCAUGGAAUUAGAACAAGAGCAACGACAGAGGUACCUGAAGGAUCUACGGCAGAUGCACCUGAGCAGAAGGGAUGAUGAGGACAUGCAGAGAGAUGAGGAUGGAGACGAAGACGAUGAUGAUGAAGAUGAUGACAAUGAUAGAGAGGAGGGGGAGGAGUUUGAAUAUGAAGGGGAGGAGGAUGGAGUGUUUGACUUUGAGGAGAGUUAUCACCGAGAAGAUGAGAAUGAAUUUCCUGAAAUUAACUUGAGAAAGGAGUACAUCUACAAUCUCAUUAAGACACUGAACCAUGAUGCAGAGGCCCUCACAAUACACUACGCACAGUUUCUUAAAGACAGGGAGGUCAUGACCAAGAGAUACUCCGAGGAAAUAGCCAAGCUCUUCUGAUGAUCUUGUCCAAACUUGUCUUCCAUCUUGCAAACAAAUUUGCAUCAAUAUUUAUAAACUGGAGCUGGAUGGAUUUCUAGUGUGCAGCUGUUGGAGCAAGUUAGUGCGUAUUUCUUCUGAGGAGCUCUACAAUUUAAAUAAGAGAUAUACACCGAGAUCUGUUCCAUUUUGUUCUUUUUUGAAUCCUAACCCUCUAGGGUGUAUGUAAAAAUCAUAUUGAAAUUGCAGGGUUGAGGACUACGUUAGGGUAAGCUAAGAAUAGGGAUUGCAGAUUUGUUAAAUUGUCGACGUUUGUUAUUUUUUGUACAGUCUUUUAGAGCAGAACUAAUUUUUUUGUUUUGGGGCAUUCAAACAGGGUCACCCCAAAUCAUACAGGUUGUUAGCAGUGACAAAAAGCUUUUUAGAAGACAUUUACUAAUUUUUUCAUAGAAUCUUGCCUAAAGAUUUGUUUGAACUCAAAUUUUUGUUUACAGAUUGAAGCCUUGUGGUCAGUUUGAGUAUUUUUCUCAGUUUAAAAUUAUUUUUGUAACGCCUUCCUGAGGACAAAUAUUUGAUGUAAUUUGCCUCGCAUAAAAUUACUCAGAAUGAUGUUUAAGCCAUUGUAAUGAAGAACAUUGAAGAAUCUUGGUUUCUACCUGAACAAACUUAUGAGAAAAGACAGAUUUGAACACCAUUUUGUGAGUUGCAAACGAAACUAAUAACCCACCUUGAGUCUUUAAUAAAUCCAGUACUCCUAAACAACUUCCAAAAUAUUGAUUUCAAAAUCAUUCCACAAAUUAAUUAUGACGAGAAUCGUAAAAAAAAAAUUACAACACAAUUGCGGACUGAAGAUGACAAUAAGAUUGAUGAUCUGCUGCAUAACUUGAAAUCUGCUGUACAAAAAUAUGUUCAAGAAAUGCAAAUCAUCUUUUUUACCUUUAAUCUCAAUUCAU
Acanthaster planci (crown-of-thorns starfish) is the source of this 3074-nucleotide messenger RNA. RefSeq lists its product as uncharacterized. NCBI's taxonomy places the organism in Eukaryota, Metazoa, Echinodermata, Asteroidea, Valvatida, Acanthasteridae. The record is from RefSeq and is a predicted model, not a curated record.